GGAUGGAGGAGAAGCUGAGCCCUGGAGAGGAGGAAAGGAUGGAGGGGAAGCUGAGCCCUGGAGAGGAGGAAAGGAUGGAGCGGAAGCUGAGCCCUGGAGAGGAGGAAAGGAUGGAGGAGAAGCUGAGCCCAGGAGAGGAGGAAAGGAUGGAGGGGAAGCUGAGCCCAGGAGAGGAGGAAAGGAUGGAGGGGAAGCUGAGCCCAGGAGAGGAGGAAAGGAUGGAGGGGAAGCUGAGCCCUGGAGAGGAGGAAAGGAUGGAGGGGAAGCUGAGCGCAGGAGAGGAGGAAAGGAUGGAGGGGAAGCUGAGCCCUGGAGAGGAGGAAAGGAUGGAGCGGAAGCUGAGCCCAGGAGAGGAGGAAAGGAUGGAGGAGAAGCUGAGCCCUGGAGAGGAGGAAAGGAUGGAGGGGAAGCUGAGCCCAGGAGAGGAGGAAAGGAUGGAGGAGAAGCUGAGCCCAGGAGAGGAGGAAAGGAUGGAGGAGAAGCUGAGCCCAGGAGAGGAGGAAAGGAUGGAGGGGAAGCUGAGCCCAGGAGAGGAGCAGGAAUUCAGGAUGGGCUCUGGCAAAUGUAGUUACCCUACAGAGAAAAAUUCCUCUCCAAGGUGCCUGAUGAAGACCUGAGCCAGAACCUUCUGUGAAAGGCCCUGGGUACCUGAGCUGGGAAUCUUCUCUGUGGGAAUCCAACCCCCCA
Messenger RNA from Serinus canaria (Common canary), 687 nucleotides. RefSeq names its product enterin neuropeptides-like. The coding region runs from base 3 to 617 and encodes 204 amino acids. The record is from RefSeq and is a predicted model, not a curated record. The transcript is spliced from 2 exons. NCBI's taxonomy places the organism in Eukaryota, Metazoa, Chordata, Aves, Passeriformes, Fringillidae.